Molecule: messenger RNA, 4497 nt
Organism: Struthio camelus australis
Lineage: Eukaryota; Metazoa; Chordata; Aves; Struthioniformes; Struthionidae
Source: RefSeq, a predicted model, not a curated record
UGUCAAGUGCUCCUGGGAGUGACGAGUCAGCAUAGCGAUCUGGAGUGUGUCGUCAGGCCCAGGGGACCACUGCUGGUAAAUGCAUCAGACUGUGAGCAAACUGCAGAGGGGCUGCGGUUAGUGCUGAAUUCUGUAACCUCCAGAAGAAAUGGCUACUCCAGGAAGAGCCUGCUGGAAGCUUUAUUUUAAAAUACUGUCUCUCGCAAGCGUGGCUGUUCAAGGAGAGGCAUUUCCCUGUGUGUGCAUCACAGCAGGUGGCUGUAACAGAAGGAGACUGUAUAACGGUCAAGGCCAUGUGUCUGAACAUAACAGCAAGCCAAGAGGUACGCCAGCCCAAAGCUCAGACGACUGACGCCAUCAGUCACGUGACAUGGGCAUAGCUGGGAUGACGUUCAGCAAACAGAUUUUUCAGGAAUAAUACAUGGAAGAAUCAUGCCUCCCUGACCUAUGUAUGCAAGGAGCCUUCAAUAUGUGAAUCCUCCCCUCUCUGCGUGUAUAGAGCUGCUGAGCCUCCUUAGGGAUGAGAUGCUGGACCGGCAAGAGAUUCUCACUGAAGGUUUCUGAUUGGAGGAAAACAAGAAGUGGAAAACUCUCUCAUGUUUAAUUUCUACCCAAACACACCACUGUCCACCACAGCUUCUCUCCCUGUCCUCAGCUGUGGCUAGGCACUCUCUAGUGUUUGGAGUUUUUCUGAGGGGAGUGUGAUUUAAUUUCGACUUUUUGGAGUUUUUUUUUCCUGCAUGUGUGGCUUGGGUUUGUUUUCCUUUCUUGCUUUAAUUUCAGCAUCAUAUUCCAAGUGUUCCUCAUCUCUAAACACAGAGAUGAAGCAGAUGCAGGAAAAGGCUGUCACUCUGACGUACAUUGGGAUCUUUUAAGGGGGGGAAUUGUGGUGGGCUUUAUCCAAAUACAGAGCUUGGCUACACUCUGAGGAUGACACUAAGUGCUGUGGGAAGGUUCUGACUCACUGGAAUGCGUUCAUUGACCUUUCUAUAAUGUGAUGGUAGUAAUAACACUAGACACCAAAAAUCUACGUUAAUGUUGAGCAAACAUUGUCUAAUCCUAGCAACGCCCAGGGAGUCAAGAGACUGUCAUCCUUCUGUCACAGGUUUAGAAAUCCUUGUCUGCGGUACGGAAUUGCAGAGUCCCUUUCAUCGCUGUGUAUUGCUGUGCUGUGUGAGGAAGGACCGUCUGACAAGGAAAAAAGAUGGAUGAACCUGGGAUUUGGGCCAAGCCUGGCUGCCCUUGGACUGCCCUUGGAGGGUCGUGGAGGUUACAGAGCUGGGCUCUGUGCUUAUGAAGGACCAGGCGGCUUGCCAGCAAAGGCCAAAGGACAGCGAUACCUUUCGAUUUGUUAUAGGCCUCUGAGGGGAUCUGUAACCAGAGAACAACAGGCGUCAGGAGCCAGCAAACCUUGGCACCAGCAGUGAGAUCUCCUGAUGUGAGCUCUGUGCUGAGGGUAACUGGGCACUUGGAUGGGAGGAAAGAAAAGCGGAGGAGGAACAGCUAGCCGGAGAAGUCCUGGCUUGUCUGCAGGUGGCACCAAGCUUGCACAUACUCCUGCUGCUCAGUGAGGUAUGCGGGCUGUUUUGGGAGAGGAAGACAACCCAAGAAGGGAGAAAGGACUCUAUGGAAGAGCCCCUGGGCUGGAUCCUCAGCUGGUAAAAACUGAAGUGGCUUCAUGGAGGGCAUGAUAUGUUGGUGAAGGGUCCGACAGCCUGCCCUGGCUCUAGGCUCCCAGGAGAGCCAGAGCCCUCUUGUAGCUGAAACAAGAUCUCCACUGGCUGUAAUUGCUGCAGACGACGGAGCGUUUCCCCAUCUUCCCAAAAAUGAUGGAAAACAAAGUGUUUAUGUCAUUUAUGUUCUACAGCACGGUCUUGAUUUUAAAAAUGUAUGUCGUUGCCAUCAUUACAGGACAAGUAAGACUCAGAAAGAAGGCAUUUGCUAACCCAGAGGAUGCGCUGCGGAAUGGAGGCCUGCAGUACUACCGUGAGGACCCUGACGUGGAGCGAUGCCGCAGGGCCCAUCGCAAUGACAUGGAGAACAUCUUUCCCUUCCUCUUCCUCGGAGCUGUCUACUCCUUGCUGGACCCCAGUCCCACAGUGGCCAGGAUCCACUUCUUCAUCUUCUGCCUGGGACGCAUUGUCCAUACCGUGGCCUACCUCCUGCGGCUGAAAGCACCUACCCGCUCCGUGGCCUACAGCGUAGCCCAGCUGCCCUGCUUUUCCAUGGCUCUGCAGAUCCUCAUUGCAGCCAUCCCAUAUUGGUAGCACUGAACAAAAUGAGAUGCCCAAACCUGACCUGAUGCUGCUUCAGCACAAAGAUUUCCCCACCUGGACCAGAUGCUCUGUGUGCGUGUGUGUGUGUGUGUGUGUCUGCGUGCACGUGGCAGGCUGCCAGCCUGCAUUACAGAGAUACACCACGCAGUUUUUGAUAAAACCACGAUGCCUGUGUACUGCAACUAGGCAGGGAAAAGUACAGAGAGAAGGGGAAACUCUUCCUUUGGAGCAGGAAGGGGGUGCUGGGGGAAGUUUCUCUUGGUCUUGCUAGGGAUGGGAGGGGUGAAAGCGCAUAUGCAGAUCCCCAGAGAAAGAGGUUUCAUUGAAAGAAAGAAGGCUCGCUGGGUAAUUGGCCCAGCCUCAUUUGGUGACUGGGAAGGGGAAGAUGUGCCCUCUCCCCUUGGUCAGCAGUACCCCAUGAAUCAGGAUGGAAAAGUCACAAUGGUCCCACUGCUCUGCAAAAGCCUUGUUGCAGGGGAGAGUCAACAAACGUGAUGGUAACAGAGGGAGGGUUAUAAAACAAAACUCCCUCCUCGUGCCUGGCUUUGGGGUCCUGGUUGACCUGUCUGGCAGUUUGCUUUCUAGGACGGUUUUGGUUUGCAGGGAAGAGGGGUUUUUUGUUAGUUUCCUAUCCUCGUGAGAAGGCAAAAAGAGUCAGGGCAGGUGUCUACCAGGAAGCAUAACAUAGAAGUUUAAAUCUCAGCAGUAGUGCAAAGCCAUAGAAGCAUUCGUUGCUUCCGGUUCCUCUUUUUGUCUCAUGCCAAGAAAUGCAGCUUUGUCCCAGGAGGAGCCGGGGGAGUCUCACUGGAGACAGGAGCCUGCCUGUUAACAGUGAAGCUGCCCAGAGGACGUGGCAGGGUUUCGGCGGGUCUCAGGAAGCAGCAGACGUUCUGUUUGCUGUGGCCUGAGCUGUGAUCGUCAGUGGUCUGCAAAUGAACUGCGCAGGUGGAUUUGUGAGUGCAGCCCCACUCACAAGCUGCCAACAAGGAGAAGAGGCUGCUCUGACCUUUUGAUCUCGACGUGACAGGAUACACCGUGCGAUUUGCCUGAAGUAGCCAGCAAAAACUGCUUACCCUGUAGAGAGCUGUAUCCACAUACAAAGCUCAAGGGACUCCUCCUGGAAAGACUGAGAUGCUCACACAAAACAGGGGUUUUGCAGUGUGCACACAAAGCUUACUCCCAAGAGUAAUAUGUGCAUCCACAUGCCUUUCAUGCUUGGAAAUGCUUCUGGGCAGGAGAGAGAUGUUUUCCUCUUCUGUUUGCAGCGUUUCUCUGGCCGCAGAAUGGCCUGUUGCUAUUCAGGGAAUGUGCCGUGACUGCUUUGGGGGUGUUUUCUUUCAGCUGUUUCCUGCUGUCCACUGCUGCCGAGCCGUGCACAGCAUGGAUUAGUGAGUGUUUGCAGAAAGGUCUGGAAAUGAACAGAGUGGCUUUGAAUAUUCUCCCAAAGCUAUACCCCUGCAGGAGGAGGAUACCACUGUUCUGCAGUGUUGCGUGAAAGCAGCUGUGUUGGAUACAAGAGGUUGGGACCAGAAUAUUGCAGGAUGACAAACCCUCAUAAGCUCUUCUGCUGUGCAGCUGUCCUGAAGUGCUAAGAGCUGGUCCAACAAACAGCAGCACGCAAUGGAGCACCCCUUUGAAGGACAGGGCAGUAGGAAGCCUCUGUUGUUCAAUGCCUCCUCCCUCCACUGAGGGCAAAUCAGAGGGUUUUACUAAGUUCACAGAGGAAAACCAGAACAAGCAGGAAAUAGAUUCCCCUUCCACCUGUCCUAAGCACUAAAGCUCUUCCCUUAAGCCAGGUCUCUUCUGAGAUGCUUUCAUCGAGAUCUCACUGAGCACCCGUAUGCACAAACCAACGACAGGAUGAAACAACAGCUCACACUGAACACUUGCCCAGCUUGGGUAGCAGCUUCUGUGCAAUAGCUCUUGAUCACAGUGUAGAUGUGGCCUCAGACUAAACUCUUGGGUCAGGUUUGGAGCUGAGUGUUCUGCUGGCCUCCAGGGGAAGUAGGGUCCACCUUACAUCGAAGGUAAGGAGUACUGCAGGCUCAGCAGUUGGCUUUGGCCACUUCUCAUUUACACUGUCUCAACGCAACAGAUGUCUGGAUAAUACCCUUUUUUAACAAGCCUUUUGUGCCUCACAUGGUGAACAAGGUCUUGAACCCCUGUAUAUCUCUCUGCUGCUGCAAGUGCAUCCUGGUGGCAGGAAGCAAAUAUUCUCAAU